Molecule: messenger RNA, 244 nt
Organism: Pogoniulus pusillus (Red-fronted tinkerbird)
Lineage: Eukaryota; Metazoa; Chordata; Aves; Piciformes; Lybiidae
Product: cytochrome c oxidase subunit 7B, mitochondrial
Biological process (GO): mitochondrial electron transport, cytochrome c to oxygen
Cellular component (GO): mitochondrion; respiratory chain complex IV
Source: RefSeq, a predicted model, not a curated record
AUGUUCCCUGUGGCUAGGGCCGCUCUAAACCUCACCGCUCACGUUCAGCACACCGCAGUAAGACGAGCUCAUUGCAAACACGAGCCUGACUUCCAUGCUAAAUAUGGAAGGCUGGUAGUCCUUGGUGGAGCUGCAGUUUUCAGUGUUGUCUGGGGAUGUGCACUUACACAAAUAGGAAUAGAGUGGGGCUUUUCACCUGUUGGCAGAGUCACUCCGAAAGAAUGGAGAGACUAACAGCCUUUGC